UAACUACCAACUGAUUUUCUACACUUAUGAAAAAACUACUUCAAUAUUUUACAGAUUCACAUACUCGCAGUACUAUUUGUUUAUUUAAUGAAGAUGAACCAGUGCUUCCAUUUGGCUGCUUCAAAUCUGAAUAUACAAAAAAAUAUUGUAUUCCCGAACAAACACCACGUCGAUGUUUAUUAAGAAGAUCCACCUCAUUGCAUCUUGAAAAAGGUUUAAUGAAUAUAAAAACUGAACAACAAUCACAAUAUCUUCCAUAUUCUCAAGAGGAUAUCCAAAGCUGCCGAACAUAUCCCAUCAAAAAUCCAGAAUCCCUACAUUUCAUUGGUGAGACUGAAAUGACUGGAGAAUAUCGAUCAUCGUUUAUUUCUUAUCCCAUGAUUGAUCGAACUUCAUCAAUUUUACCCCGAGAAGCUUUUAAAGUUUCCGAAACUGAAACUACACCAUCCGAUGAUCGUCUUAAGAGAGAAAUAGUUCCCCGAAAGACUCAACUCAACUUUGAAGGAGAAUCAUCAUUUGCUCCAUCAGAAUACCGACGACAAUAUAUCCAGUUUCGAAUUGAAAAAGCCCAUUCUAUACCCCAACUAAGUCAUAUCAAGAUCCAUGGUGACUUCAAGGGUAUUCCAGAGUAUCAAGACAAUUACAGAAUGUACGAUUGCUAUUCCAAAAGUGCUCCAAUCAAAAAAGCUGAUAACUUAACCAUUUCCGGAGAAGUUUCCGGUCCAAAAGAACUCCCAGAGUACCGUGAGAAAUUCAAAGACCCCCCAAAAAUCGUAGUUGAAAAGUCCCUAAAGGCUCAAGAUAACCUUAAUCCUCGGGGUGAAUUCACCAAAGAAGUUCCCGAAUACUUUGAAAGCUUUCGCGAUCCACAAGUUAAAGAAAAACCAGAACGUGGCAAAUGCCGGGAACCCUAUCUCCGUCUCAAGGGCAAACUUGAAUUCAAUCCCGAAUAUCGUAGUACUUAUUUGGACUUUCCCCGAUCUCGACCAGUUGUCAAAAAGGCAACUUCUUCAAUUCGCUUUCAAAAUGGCACUUCGCCAAGACGGAAAUUUAAGUCAAGCUCACCAAAUCGUUAUGUCGAAAUUGAUCCAACACUGCCAUUGACCCACCAGCCAGAGUACCGUCGAGCACAGUACAAUUAUCAAAUACGAGAACGAACGCCACCGAAAAGACUUGUCGACACUUUGACACAUCAACAAUCGCCCUCGAAAGCUGUCAAAGGGAGGGAGAAUAUAAAUACGAACUCUUCGUCGAAUGGGAAGACUCCACAGAAACGACGACCGUCAAGACCCGGCCAGACAGCAUCGAUUGGUGAGCUUAAAGCAAAGCAGGAAAGCUUUGAGAAUGUUGUUUCAUCUUCCAAGAAGCUUGCUAAGUUCGGCAGAAGGGCUUCCAUUGUACAGAAUACCAGGGAUAAAGUAUCGAUUAUUGAAGGCAAUGCAAAAUAUUCAACCAAGAGGCCAAAUGAUGUGCUGGCUCCGAGUAGAAAGGAUAAUAAGGAAUCGUUUGUUGUUUUGAAAGAACCUUGCCGAAAGAGUGCUUGGAUGAAGAAGUCUUGGUAUGAAUCGUAGAUUUUAAGGUUAUCGAUGAAUUUGUCGCAAUAAAAAACUGUGUUAGGUGUUAAGUAAAAAAAUUACCGAGGGCUUGAGAGUUUUAUUCGGAAAAAGGGAUUUUCGUGAAACGUAAGUAGCAAU
Episyrphus balteatus (marmalade hoverfly) is the source of this 1694-nucleotide messenger RNA. RefSeq lists its product as uncharacterized. The transcript has 2 exons. The record is from RefSeq and is a predicted model, not a curated record. Lineage: Eukaryota; Metazoa; Arthropoda; Insecta; Diptera; Syrphidae. Bases 27 to 1571 code for a protein of 514 amino acids.